Zea mays is the source of this 1094-nucleotide messenger RNA. The record is from RefSeq and is a predicted model, not a curated record. Lineage: Eukaryota; Viridiplantae; Streptophyta; Magnoliopsida; Poales; Poaceae.
UCGCCCCUCCGUUGGGACCUAAUUCACGCGUUUCAGGGCUCCUCCCAUUUCGUCGGCUUCGUUUGUCGUCGUCGUAAGCUGCAGCUAGUGUGGACUGGAGAUCCACCACUCCACCAGUCCGGUCCAUCUGCUGGACCUCGAUUGGUUUCUUCUUACCUAGGUAAAGCUCUGCAGGAUCCUUUCUGCAUAUGAUUGAUUAGUCCGUAUCGUCCUAGCUGGGAUGGAUGCCCCGAUCCACCAAUUCUGUUGCGGAUUUGUUCGCUCUGUGGUUCCGGUGGUAGCAGAUGAACAUCCGGGGAUGUCGACUCCUGCGAGGAAGAGGCUGAUGAGGGAUUUCAAGCGGUUGAUGCAGGACCCUCCGGCCGGCAUAAGUGGCGCCCCGCAGGAUAACAACAUAAUGCUGUGGAAUGCUGUCAUAUUUGGACCUGAUGAUACCCCGUGGGAUGGAGGUACGUUUAAGCUGACUCUCCAGUUUAAUGAAGAAUAUCCAAACAAACCACCAACUGUGCGAUUUGUUUCUAGGAUGUUCCAUCCUAACAUUUAUGCUGAUGGAAGCAUAUGCUUAGAUAUCCUGCAGAAUCAGUGGAGUCCGAUAUAUGAUGUAGCUGCGAUACUCACGUCAAUCCAGUCAUUGUUGUGCGAUCCAAACCCGAAUUCGCCCGCUAACUCUGAAGCCGCCCGCAUGUUCAGCGAGAACAAGCGAGAGUACAACCGCAAAGUUCGGGAGGUCGUGGAGCAGAGCUGGACGGCGGACUGAUGAUGCCCUGUGUUGCGUCGCGCUGUGCUGCGCAGCUGCUCACUGCGCCCCGCGUCCGUCCAUUCCAUACCAAAAAAAGAAAAUGGCAAAGCCGAACUCAGCUGUUGCUGCUUUCGUUGCCCUGUGUCAAGACGACUGCUUCUCUAUGAACAUUUUACCUUCCUGUGCUGUAUCUGGAAUACAAACUUAAUUAUCUCUAGCACUGUGGCAACAUCUUAUCUUAUAUGAAAUUUCCUCCGGGAAAACGAGAAUGAUUUGCUUGGGUGAUUAUUUCAUGACCAGCCAGGUUGCUGUACUAAACUAUGGUACUUAUUUCAGCUAAUUUUGAAUUUGAACU